CGUGUUCAUAUAAAACGUAGCAGUUCACUGUUUAUUUGGAAAUCAAUUACUGUUUUGUUUGCGGAUGAUAUGGGUUGGACUUGGUCAACGAUUGGAGUAUUUCUCACGCGGACGACGAAGACUUGACCUUAGACCCACCAAUUGUCUGAAAUACUUUGCAAAUUUAGUAGAACGUAGUGGGUGACACAGCGAAGGAGGGAGAGACGAGAGGGAUGAAUCCAGCUUCUGAACUUGAUUACUCUCUUUCCCCCAAUGAACGGUUCAGGGGCAGUUUUACAAACUGGCAAAAGGGUGAAUUUCUUGGAAGUGGUUCAAUGGGCACCGUUUAUGAAGGUGUCACCGAUGAGGGGUUCUUUUUUGCUGUGAAGGAGGUUUCUUUACUUGAUCAAGGUAGCCAGGGAAACCAGAGAAUUGCUCAACUUGAGCAGGAAAUAUCUUCAUUAAGUCAGUUACAUCAUGAUAACAUAGUUCGAUAUCUUGGAACAGAUACGGGUAAUGGUAAACUUUAUAUCUUUCUUGAGCUUGUAACAAGAGGUUCGCUGGCAAGACUCUAUCAGAAGUAUGACCUGCGGGAUUCUCAAGUAUCGGUCAGUCUUUACCAAGGGAUAAGGGGAAGGGGAAAAAAUGUGAAAUUUUCCUUUUGUGCUUACGUGGAUUAUGAAGAACAACAUGCUAACUAUUGGAUUUUUGAAUAG
Cynara cardunculus var. scolymus (artichoke) is the source of this 695-nucleotide messenger RNA. RefSeq names its product mitogen-activated protein kinase kinase kinase 1-like. The transcript is spliced from 5 exons. Lineage: Eukaryota; Viridiplantae; Streptophyta; Magnoliopsida; Asterales; Asteraceae. Gene Ontology annotation, molecular function: ATP binding; protein kinase activity. The record is from RefSeq and is a predicted model, not a curated record. Bases 213 to 695 code for a protein of 160 amino acids. Gene Ontology annotation, biological process: protein phosphorylation.